This is a messenger RNA of Closterium sp. Naga37s-1, 963 nucleotides long. The record is from the annotation of a GenBank genome assembly. Lineage: Eukaryota; Viridiplantae; Streptophyta; Zygnematophyceae; Desmidiales; Closteriaceae.
AUGUCGGUGGCGUCGGUGUUCAUAAACAAGGCGCUGUUCCACGUGUACCGCUUCAAGUUCCCCUACACGCUCGUCUUCUUCCAGACGCUCUUCACUCUCGCGCUGCUCGCCGCCAUGCGCCAGCUGCGCCUCAUCCGCGUCACGCCCUUCCACCUGCACGUCCUCCGCCGCGUAUCGCUGCUGUCAUUUGCCUUCCUGCUGAAGCUCCUCUUGGACAUGGCGGCUCUCUCCCGAGUGAACAUCCCCAUGUACGGCGUCCUCAAGUCCGCCACCACGCCCUUCGUGCUGCUCCUCGACUUCCUCCUGCGCGCCAAGCGCGCCUCACCGCGCAUACAGCUGGCCGUCUACACCACCGCGCUGGGGGGCGUGGUGGCGGGCACGGGCGACCUCACGUUCGACCUGCCGGGGUACGUGCUGGCGCUGUCGUCUGCGCUGGCGACGGCAGCAUACGUGGUGAUAGUGGGGAAGCUGGGCGAGGAGCUGCAGCUGGACUCGUUCACGCUGCUGCUGUACAACAACUGUUGGUCGCUGCCCUUCGCCUUCCUCCUCGUCGCUGCCAACGGCGAGCUGCCUGCUGUGCAGCGAGUGCUGCAGUCACGGGAUGCUGUGUUCCUUGUGUGCUUCGCGCUGUCCUGCGCCUCUGCUUUCAUACUCAACCUCGCCACCUACCUCUGCACACUCGUUAACGACAGCCUCACUACCAGCAUUGUUGGCCGCACCAAGUCCAUUUUGCAGGGCUUCGGAGGGCUCUUUGCAUUCGGGGAUGUGCUGGUUAGCCCCACCAAUCUCAUAGGCCUGAUAGUGAACUCAGGAGGAGUGGGGUGGUACGCGUAUGAGAAGUACGUGGAGGCGAGGGCCAAACAGAAGGGAGCGUACACACUGUUGGCGGAGCACCACCGUCACGAUGCCGACAGCAGAACAACCAUUGCCAGAGAUGGCUCACAGGUGGGUUGGCGCAUGUAG